Molecule: messenger RNA, 644 nt
Organism: Neopelma chrysocephalum (saffron-crested tyrant-manakin)
Lineage: Eukaryota; Metazoa; Chordata; Aves; Passeriformes; Pipridae
Gene: ATP5MC2
Product: ATP synthase membrane subunit c locus 2
Exons: 5
Coding region: 110-502 (130 amino acids)
Biological process (GO): proton transmembrane transport; proton motive force-driven ATP synthesis
Molecular function (GO): proton transmembrane transporter activity
Source: RefSeq, a predicted model, not a curated record
ACUUCCGGCCGCGCCUGCGCACGGGGAACCGCCGCGACCUGCCCGGCGGAGCCCGCCUCACGUGUGUCCCUUCCAGCCGUGCCCCACACGUGCCCCCUGUGCCCUCGCCAUGUUCACCUGUGCAAAGUUCGUCUCAGCUCCCGCGCUCGUGAGGAGGAGCUCGAGGGUGCUGGGCCAACCCCUCUCAUCUGUGGUGCUGAGCAGCCCCGAGGCCCGGCCAGAGCAGGUGCAGGCGGGAGCCCCCCGGACCCUCCGGACGAGCGCUGCCCACCGGGACAUCGACACGGCCGCCAAGUUCAUCGGGGCUGGUGCUGCCACCGUGGGCGUGGCCGGGUCCGGCGCCGGCAUUGGCACCGUGUUCGGGAGCCUCAUCAUCGGCUACGCCAGGAACCCCUCGCUCAAGCAGCAGCUCUUCUCCUAUGCCAUCCUGGGCUUCGCCCUCUCCGAGGCCAUGGGGCUCUUCUGCCUCAUGGUGGCCUUCCUCAUCCUCUUCGCCAUGUGAUGGGGUGGGGGGUGGCGGUGGUGACAGUGAUGCCCCUUUGUGCCCGGCCCCCCGCCCAGCCGGGAGUGUCGUGGGGCAGGAGAAGGACCUGGCCCUGCCAUGGCCGGGCAGGGAAUAAAGACGGUUUGAUGACGGUCUCUCA